Alternaria atra is the source of this 498-nucleotide messenger RNA. RefSeq lists its product as uncharacterized. The record is from RefSeq and is a predicted model, not a curated record. Lineage: Eukaryota; Fungi; Ascomycota; Dothideomycetes; Pleosporales; Pleosporaceae. The transcript is spliced from 2 exons. The coding region runs from base 1 to 498 and encodes 165 amino acids.
AUGUUCGGCUACAAGCUCCUCGCUGUCGCUGCGCUUGCCUUGGCUGUCGUCGCUUCUGACUUUGUCUGCGCACCCGCUGCCACCGUCACCGCUACUGUCACCGUCACCGAGUGCAUUCCCCAGCCUGGAAAGCCGUCGUAUGCGCCACCUCCUGCUGAAUCGGCCAUCUCCUCCGCUCUGAGCAGUGGCCUGCCUGUAGACAUUACUACCAGCGUUAUCCUGCCUCCUCCUGGACAGCCGAUCCCCACUUCAGGUGCUCCUCCUGGCACUAAUACGCUCAUCGUCCCCUCUGGUGAGACCUCCGGCGCUUCUGCCUCUUCGACUGCGUCAGUUACUACGAUCAUGGUGGCUACUUCUUCAUCAGGACGCCCUGGCGAGCCGGAGGCGAGCAGUACGUCCCCUCCUCCCGAGACUGCUGGUGCCGCUCUCGCAACACCUGUCGUCGGUAUGGGCUCGCUCGUCGCCAUGGGCGCCGCUGCCUUGGCUAUCAUGGCCUGA